This is a messenger RNA of Punctularia strigosozonata HHB-11173 SS5, 4034 nucleotides long. RefSeq names its product WD repeat-containing protein. Gene Ontology annotation, biological process: vacuolar acidification. The record is from RefSeq and is a predicted model, not a curated record. The transcript has 19 exons. Gene Ontology annotation, molecular function: protein binding. Lineage: Eukaryota; Fungi; Basidiomycota; Agaricomycetes; Corticiales; Punctulariaceae. Gene Ontology annotation, cellular component: RAVE complex. Bases 30 to 4034 code for a protein of 1334 amino acids.
CACCUACCAAGCUUGAAGUUGUAGCAGCCAUGCUCGACAUCCUCCGCGAUUAUGCUCAGGCUGCUACAGGAGACAUACACUACCUGGCUUUGCCCAAGGAAACGUUGUUGGUUCACCCCUUCGCAGACACCGUCGUCAUACGCAAUGCCAAGACUCUUAUGCUCAUUCGCGUCUUGGCCUUCUGGGAGGCGUUUCCCGGAACGAGACACUCAAAGGCGUCGAUCACCAGCAUCUCCGUCGACGCCGCCAUGAAGCUAAUAGUAGCCGUUAUGCAAUCGCGGGUUGCAGUCUGGUCUCUGUCUAGCGUGAACGCAGAGAGUGGUACAUGGCGUUUGCACUCAUCCUUAGCCCUGCCAGAGGGCCAGGACGUGCACUCCGUUCACUGCCAAUCCGGCCUCCUUGCUCUGGCGAGCCGGUCAGGACUUUCCGUACACACGCUCAGCUUGGAGAAUGACCUUCCUACGUGGUCGGCGAAGUGGAGAAAUAGAGCUGCUUCUUCCCAAACGAUCGUUCGUCUAUCGCCGUCGCUCUCGUAUAUAGCUUCAGCGUGUUCGGCGGACAACAAGCUUAGACUGCACAACGCGACGUCAGGGCGUUUGCUACAGAUCAUGCCUCAUCCCAGGACCAUUGUGCGGCUGAUAUGGAGAAAGUCGUCACAUUCUGAUAGGCAGGAUCUUAUUCUGUACACGAUCACUCUGGACUCGGUCAUCCGGGUUUUCCUGCCGAUUCUAGAUUCGCCCCAGCGCCUUCAACUUCAUGCUACUAUCGACGUGUAUUCUUCCGUCCCUCUAUCCGGCUUAGACACCGCGGAUGCAACCACAGGUAUACACUCAGGAGUAACAUGGCUGGACCAUACCAUCAUAUCGGAUUCCAUACGAACUGUCCAGAAGACUGUUAGGGGCCAUGCAGGACACGACGAAUCAAGCACGCUCAAGAGACUGCAGGACAUCUUGGAAGAUUCGUGGGAUCUUUUCUUGCGGAUACUGCAGGACCGCUCAGUUAUCGUAACUGCAGUGACAAACCUCGAUAGGAGACCGCCAACCCUACUCCGACAAUUAACACUCAUGCACUCUGGUCCAUCGUUCUAUCAUCGCAUGCCUGCUUCGCCGGAUAUGCUCCUCCUGCCCAACAGUCAGAACCCCGCAGCGCCCAUUCUUGUGCAUAGCUCACCGCUUGCCAGCUACGAAAUUGACCUUCUCUCCUUCUUUGAUGCUCAGCCACGCGGAUUGCGCCAGCAUGGGAUGACCCACAACGAUGGUCCAAAUGCCAAUCAUGCGCAGGACAUCCUCCGGUUCCUUCGCACAUCGGACGGCAGGGGCCUGGCAGUUGUGAAGGAAAGCGGAGGCGAACAUUUCUCGGUUGAUCAACACGGCACCACGAUCACUCGCGUAGGCGAAUGGGCUACCGCGGGCAAUAUUGUCGUCCUGAACCAAGGGAGGUCCAUCGCCGUCCACGUAUCCGAAGCGGCAUCUCUGAUGCUCUACACCGACUCAAAGCUAGUCUGCUCUCUUCGGGAUCUUCCCUCGCUCACUUCCCUGUUCUCACUGCCGCGAGGACAGCAGGACUCCAUAGUAGGCGUUACCUCUGACGCAUCCAUUGUCUUGAUAUACGUAGAUCACACGCCUUCGCCUACUAUGACCUUGCGCCUACAUACCUCUCUGCCUCUGGAUAUCGCGCCGCACAUGAUUCUACCUGUCGAUCCCAUGGCAUGGAGUACUUCAUUCGGCCAGCUUGACGCAAGUCCCGGAAUGGACGGACACGACACUCUCCUGAGCCUCUCCGAAUCCGGCGAGCUGGCCUUCUGGGUCCCGGACGAUGACGUAGCCCACCAAUGGAGAUGCACGGGUCGUGUGAAGACCGGAAGGAAGUGCGUCAGGAUCGCCCGCUGUAGCUCCGCAAAGAAAUCGGUACUUCUCGUUCCUGUAGCGGACGGUGAAGAGAUGACUAUUUGGGACUCCAAAGAGUCUGAGUUUGCUUCCGGUUUGGAGUAUCGAAAGCUGCUGAGGUCUUCGGAACUCGUCAAUGAUCUCGAUUGGACAGCGACACCCGACAAGCAGUCUAUUCUCGCUGUUGGAUUUGCACAGCGCAUCGAGUUUUUGUGCCAACGUCGCAUGACUUACUUUGACGAAGGCUUUGGUUGGGAUAUCUGUUGGAGGAUUGAUCUCAGCAGUGUACUUCCUCAGUCAAUCAGCGAUUCGAUAUGGCUUGCCAACGGUUCUUUCCUCGUGGGCGCAGGUCCCGUGAGUUUGAUUUACAGCCAGUUCGGACGCCGUAAUAUUGCGGGCGGCCAGGAGAGCAGCGAAAGCCUGUUUGAGCAUGUCGCACGACACAAUGGUCCCCUCGAUGAUUAUCACCCGCAGAUGCUACUACAAUGCUUAUUAUGGGACAGAGUACAGUUGGUUAAAGAGACCAUAGUCCGGCUUGCCAGGUACCUCGCUUGGGCAACCGUAGAGGAUAAGUCUCAAAUGAUCGGGUGGCAAAAUCACCCUAUAGAUCGCUACUUCGAGGACGAUGCCUACCAUGGCCAGAACACCACACGGCGUACAGCUCAGUAUUCCACCCUCUUUGCUGCGACGGACUCGUCUGACCCCGAGGAUGAUAAUCGAUUCUCGCCCUCACUAGUAGAGAGACUGGUCAAGCAGCUUGAAUUAGAGCCCUUGCCUCACUUAUCAUCGAUCGAGCACGCACACUUACUGAGCCUGAUUGAAACUACUCUAGAGGUAGACGAACAACGACGUGCGCUCGAUGCAAACGGACUACGGUACCUCAUUUCCAUGCGAUCCUUCUAUAUCUUGAACAGCCGCGCCUCUUCUGAGAGGACGUCCAAAGCAAGGGGAAAACCAGCCCGAAGGGCUAGACUGCGAUAUCGCGAUAUAGUAUGGGCUUUUCAUAGCGAAAGCCAGGAAAUCCUCCUUUCAGCGUCUAUUGCCGCAUGCGAGGACAAAAAGAUGAACUGGGCUGAUGCUAGAGCGUUGGGGGUGUUCAUGUGGCUCACCUCUACCGAAGCUAUGCGAUCACAUAUGGAGGCAGUUGCGCGCAACCAAUACAUGGCUGGCGAUGCUCGCGACCCUACGGCAUGCUCUCUCCUUUACUUCGCCUUGGGGAAAGUCAAGCUCGUGCACGGACUAUGGCGACAAGCCGCAUGGCACAAAGAACAACAGAUGAUGUUGAAAUUCCUUGCGAAUGAUUUCACGCAAGACAGGUGGAGGACGGCAGCGUUGAAGAAUGCGUACGCGCUGCUGAGUAAACAGAGGUUUGAGUAUGCAGCGGCGUUCUUUCUUCUCGGCGGUGGCCUGAAGGAAGCCACCAAUAUAUGUGUUCGAUAUCUACAAGACUUUCAACUUGCAGUUGCUCUAGCACGCGUCGUCGAGGGUGAUAGUGGAAUCGUCUUGAAGGAGAUCUUGGAGCAAACAAUCGUACCAAUCGCCUUCGAAGAAGGUAAUCGAUGGUUGGGUAGUUGGGCGUUCUGGCUUCUGCGCCGCAGAGAUGUCGCUGUUCGCAUACUCGUGACGCCUCUGGACGAACUCGCACUGUCUCUCAGUCUUCCCGUGCGGGAAGUCGGAAACCCUCAUUAUGAUGACCCAAGUUUAUCUCUGCUGUUCUCACAACUCCGAAUGAAGACGCUGCAAACAGCUAAAGGAACCAGUGAGAUAUCAGGGCGCACGGAGUUCAACUUCGUGCUGCAGACAGCGCGCGUGUUCUGCAGGAUGGGGUGUCAUUCCCUGGCACUUAGCCUAGUACGAAGCUGGCCAUUUUUACGCGCAGAAAGACCACGCGCGGAGGCAUUGCCGACAACUGCUGCCGCUGCACGAUCCAUCUUCGCGCGCCAAGGUUCGGUCUUGAUCGACAUGGUCCCGCCAACAAUGCCACCCACCCGAGCAACCUCACCAAUUCGCCAUCCAGCGUUGUCGGCGGAUGGGGAUGCUGGGGGAAAGGAACGCGAUGGUGUGCAAGCCACCAUGGGAGGCUUGUUCAAGAGCGCCAAACACGACAUCCAGGUCCCGGAGUUCGAUAUGAGCUCGUUCAAUUUCUAG